Molecule: messenger RNA, 3338 nt
Organism: Sitophilus oryzae (rice weevil)
Lineage: Eukaryota; Metazoa; Arthropoda; Insecta; Coleoptera; Curculionidae
Product: cell surface glycoprotein 1-like
Exons: 7
Coding region: 299-2083 (594 amino acids)
Source: RefSeq, a predicted model, not a curated record
AAACAGUUGAACUGUGAUUAGCGUUCGGAGCCACCUCAAAAAAAGGCCACCUUGCUCUGCCAUAAAAACGCUUUCGUUGGCUUCACGUUGUCUCGAGUUUCGGGCUCUCUUCUUGUGCGUUGAAUCGGUUUAUUGUGUUCGAUUUAAAACGUAAUUUGGUUGUGUUAUUUUUAACUUUUUGAAGUGUUUGUUCAUAUAGAAAAGCAAGGAUUAUUAUUUUUCAUUAGCUGCAUUGGUAACUUUGUGGUUGGGACAGUUUAGAUAGACAUUAGCGAAACCUCGAUAUCAGACAGUGAGAAUGGGCGCGCGGCAUUCGAAACGUUCGGUGGACAUAACGACGACGCCGAAGAAGGGCGAGGAGGGCGUCGCGGCGGCGGCGUCGGCGGAGGGCGGCGAAGAGGGCGGCAAAGUGGAGAAAAUCGUCGAGCCGGACCUGAAAAUCACCACCAACGGCACCCUACACAACGAAAUCGAAUUUGCGGAUAAAGAAGAAGAAACGUCCAAGGACGAAACGGAAGACAAAGAAAAGGACACGCCCAAACCGGAAAUAAAAGAGAACGGUCUUCCGGACGAACCCUCAAAUGCCGUCGACGAAAAUCAGAAAACGGAAGUAACAACGCCAGUAGAAAAUGGCGAAAAAACGCCGGAGAAGGAAACACCAGCAGAACAGAAAGUAGAGGAAUCGUCAGAACAGAAGAAAAAGAAAGAGAAGAAAAAGAAAUGGUCGUUCAGGUCGAUAUCAUUCUCGAAAAAGGACAAGUCAAAACCAUCCAAAGAGAGCGUGGAUAAAAACGGAGAAGUGAAGGAAGUAGCAGAAGAGAAUGCCGAAGAAAAAGCAGCCGCACCCGCCGAAACCCCAAAAACCGAAGAAGCCAAACCCACCGAAUCCGAACAGACUGUAACCACACCGGAGACAUCAGCCGUUCCCUCUACCGAAUCGGCAAAGACCACCGAAUCGGAGACCUCAUCUAAACCCGAUGACUUACCAAAGACUGAAGAGGAACCGGCCAAACCGGCCCAGGCGGAGGCCGUUCCCCAAGUAGAAGCAGCGGCCAAACCCGCCGAUGAACCUAAAGCGGAAGAACCCGUUUCGACUCCCGCACCUGUAGUAGAACCCACUCCCGCUCCCGCAGCUGAGGCUCCCCAGCAACAGCAGGAAGAACCUAGCAAAGAGGUGCGUACUGAGGAAGUGCCCCCGCCGCUGCCCUCCUCUAACCCCCCCUCCCAAGUGACCGCUUUCGCCGAGUCCACGAAGGCGGAGGUCGCGGAACUGACGUCGGGCCAAGUGCCGCAGGAGGUCAAGGAAAUUGUCGAAAGUUUAACGACGACAGAGAGUACGACACUUCCUGGAUCUCCUGUUGCCGAAACGGAGUCUGCUGUUACCGUUAACGAAUCCUCUAUUCCUGAUCCAUCCAGUCCCGUACCUAUAGAUGUAAAAAGCACAGAAUCAGUGGAAGUUACUGAACCUAUAACUAUUCCCCCUGCUGCACCCACUACCGAAGAACUUCCUCCAGCACCUCCAUCACCGGUUCCCGAGCAGGUCUCGGAGCCUGUAGAAUUAGAACCUCCAGCUGAACCAAUUGUUCUCCAUGAAAACGUAGAAAAGACUGAAGAGGCUCCUUCAGAGCCCGAACAAGCCGAACCAAUUACUCCUCCUCCCACCCCGGCUGCUAGUUCCGUAGAGAAUGCUCCCGCAGAAAUCCCCCUCCCACCUCCAGCGGACGUUUCCGAAACGGUAGCCCCAGCGGACUCUUUGCCCGACAUCUCGACGGAAUCCCUUCCCAGCCUGCCCGAGCCCGUGUCCGAAAGCCUCCCUCCCAUGUCUCUUCCGCCAGUCGAUUCGGUGCCCGAACCCAUAGCUCCCGUGGAAGUCGAGGAGUCGCCCAAGGAGGCGGAGGUUCCUCCCGCGGCGGCGCCCCUUACCAAUGGCAACAUGAAUGGACACGUGUCCCCGUCUCCCGAGGAAGAGCAGGUGCCAGGACCGACGAAACAGAUUGUACCAGAGGCUACAAAAGACAUUGAAAUCAGUCCUGAAGCUGGGGACAAGCCAAACGAAAAUGCAGUAGCAAGAGUUGAAGAGUAAUAAAUUCUGAUUAUCAUUAUGAAUAUCAUUGGCAAACAGAGAUCAUUCCCUCGGCAGUAAUCGCGUGAGGAAAUUCGACCAAUCAAAAAUUAUCAUGGAAACUGCCAUAUUUCAAUUUUAGAUUUUUAGAAUAAAUAUAUUAAUUUGAUAUAUUAUACAAAAAAAAAAAGAAAAUUGUCCGCAACGCGCAAAAGUUUAAAUAUAGUUAAAUUUUUAAUACUCUCUUUUAUAAAUGUUUUACAUUUAAUCAUUUAGUGAUGUUUUCUUUGGGACAAUUUUGAUAAUAUUAUAUGUCGAACAGUCGGCUCUUUCAUAUACAAUAAUUGUAUUAUAAUAAAAAUUAGUGGUUAGUUUUUUUAGUAGUAAUUAAAUUUUAAAGAUGAGCUUCUAUUAAGUAUAUUAAUUAGUCCUUAUUUUAAAAUUAUCUGUAAUAAUUUUAGAUUAACCUGCGUUUCUGUACGUAUGUGUUUUUCUUCCCGUUUUACAAUAUCUUUAGCCUCAGAUUUUAGGUUAGUCACAACACACUAUACUUGCGACCGUAUUAAUAAAUGUUCAAAUUUUAAUAGCUGAAAAUAUCUGCAGCUUCUUAACAAAUAUUUCAAUGGGUUUAAAUUAUAUAGAUACAUUCAAAUUAAUCUUAUUAAGUGUGUAGAAUAGACAUUUGGCUGUCUUUAAUAUAUUGUAUGUCAUUCAGUUAUAUUUUCAUAAAUUCUUGAAACACUAAACACUUUUGGCCAUAUAGCAGAAAUCUGCUCUAACUACAUAGUAAUUAAAAUUAAACAUUUAUGACGGUAUAACUGAAUUUAUAGACAAAACUUUAGUAUACGUAUAUAAUGUGCUUAUUAAAAAAACGUGCUAUUAUUAUAAAACUGCGGUUUCGCAGUUUCGACACAUUGAUUUUGUCUUUUUCGGCUGUCGCAAGGACCAAAUGACUGUGUUAUCGUUGAAAAAUCAAAUAAAAUUUUAUGUACAGUUGGUUUUAAUGACUUUGUAUAAAUAGCAACGAAACUUGAUGUGGUAGGUCUUAGGUCAGCUUCAGUAAUCUCAAAAUUUUAUUAAGUUUUUAUAUCGCACUAAUAUCGGCUUUGUUUUAACUGUUGUGAGAAACUUAAAACUAUAUCUUUGAAAUCGCGGCUGCUUGAUAUUUCGUCAUUUAUUGUAAUCGACCGAUUUAUCAGGUAGGCUGGGCAUUUAGGUACAUAAAACAAUUUCAUGUAUGUGUGAAUGUGUUUAUAAUAAUAUAAAUAUAUAAUUA